Molecule: messenger RNA, 850 nt
Organism: Anoplopoma fimbria (sablefish)
Lineage: Eukaryota; Metazoa; Chordata; Actinopteri; Perciformes; Anoplopomatidae
Gene: fgf2
Product: fibroblast growth factor 2
Exons: 3
Coding region: 377-844 (155 amino acids)
Biological process (GO): positive regulation of cell population proliferation; animal organ morphogenesis; fibroblast growth factor receptor signaling pathway
Cellular component (GO): cytoplasm
Molecular function (GO): fibroblast growth factor receptor binding; growth factor activity
Source: RefSeq, a predicted model, not a curated record
GAGUGGAAGCGAGGGGGGGAAUCUGCAACAGUGUGCUCAAAGUACACUGGCAAAGCAGCUGCCAUCUCUGAAAAACAACAACAACAACGAAGAAGCAGCUUCUAAUGGUAGAUUUAGACGUUUGCUGUUAGGUAGAGGCAUUUAGGAUUCUGAUUCUCAGGACUCAAAGGGCACUUGCUGCCUUGAGAGUGGGGGUGUUCGAGCAAACUGACCUCCGGGGUUAUCCAGAUUUCAGUUUGUGUGGAGCUCUGUGGAGGAGGGGAGGAGGGAAGAGGCAGCAGUUGGUGGGAGGUGGGAGGCCACGGUGGGGCUCCUGCACUGCUCAAGAAGGAGACGAGGCAGUUCGCCGGGAAGCAGGGGGGAAUAGAGGAGGAUUAUGGCCACGGGAGAAAUCACAACGCUUCCCUCCACACCUGACGACGGAGGCAGCGGCGCUUUCCCUCCCGGGGGCUUCAAGGAUCCCAAAAGGCUGUACUGUAAAAACGGGGGCUUCUUCUUGAGGAUAAAGUCAGACGGGGGUGUUGAUGGAAUCCGGGAGAAGAGCGACCCCCACAUAAAGCUUCAGCUCCAGGCGACAUCGGUGGGGGAGGUGGUCAUCAAAGGAGUCUGUGCUAAUCGCUAUCUGGCCAUGAACAGAGACGGGCGGCUGUUUGGAGCGAGACGAGCGACCGAUGAAUGCUACUUCCUCGAGCGUCUCGAGAGCAACAACUACAACACCUACCGCUCCAGGAAGUACCCAAACAUGUACGUGGCACUGAAGCGGACUGGCCAGUACAAGUCGGGAAGCAAAACUGGACCGGGUCAAAAGGCCAUUCUCUUUCUCCCGAUGUCUUCCAAGUUGUAAACUGAU